AUGACUCUGGAUGAAAAUGUAGGUGAUCUGACUACUGGGAGAAAGGUUCUGGAAUAUGAGGCUUUUGUCAAUGAAGUUUUAAAGAGGGACCUGCAGAAAGUUCUAGAACAGCGCGAUGAAAUCUAUGAGAAGAUUGCGCAGCAUCUCCAACUCAAGAACGUCAUCGAACGGCUAUAGGAGGGGGAGACCAAGAGCCUGAAGAUGCAGGUCGACCUGGGAUGUAACUUCUACGUUCAGGCCAACGUACCGGACGCCUCGAUGAUCUUCGUCUCCGUAGCCUAUGGGUUCUUCGUGGAGCUGACCUUCGCCGAGGCGCUCCGCUUUCUGGAGAGGAAGACCCAGCACCUCAACGAGUCAGCAGCCAGACUGACGAACGACUCUGCGAAGAUCAAGGGGACCAUCCGCAUGGUCCUGGAGGCUCUCUGUGAGCUCCAGGGAUUCCAGGACUUGCCAGAGAUGGAGAAUCGCAGAGAGAUGUUCUGAUAGCCCCUGUCAGGG
Hemiscyllium ocellatum (epaulette shark) is the source of this 498-nucleotide messenger RNA. RefSeq names its product ubiquitously-expressed, prefoldin-like chaperone (gene uxt). Gene Ontology annotation, molecular function: transcription corepressor activity. Gene Ontology annotation, biological process: negative regulation of transcription by RNA polymerase II. The transcript has 2 exons. The record is from RefSeq and is a predicted model, not a curated record. NCBI's taxonomy places the organism in Eukaryota, Metazoa, Chordata, Chondrichthyes, Orectolobiformes, Hemiscylliidae.